AUGGCAACCAAGGCGAACGACCACUACCUAACUCUCUCCUGCCCGGACAAGCCUGGUAUCGUGCACGCUGUCACUGGACUUCUGGCCAAGCAUGAGCUCAAUAUUCUUGAUUUGCAACAAUUCAGUGACCCUACCUCGGAGAAGUUCUUCAUGCGUGUCCACUUUGGCCAUGCCCAGGAUACCGAGCACUUGAAGCCUGAGAUCACCGAGUUGGCUCAGCAAAUGAAGAUGGACUACAGCAUUCGCCCUGUCUCCGCCAAGCCUCGUGUUUUGAUCAUGGUUUCCAAGAUUGGCCACUGUCUCAACGACUUGCUGUUCCGUCAAAAGAACAAGCAAUUACAAGUCGAGAUUCCUCUCAUCGUCUCGAACCACCCUGACUUUGAGCCUCUUGCCAAGAACUACGACAUUCCCUUCCACCACCUUCCCGUCAACAAGGACACCAAGCUGGAGCAGGAGAAGCAGAUCCUGGACCUUGUCAAGGAGAACAACAUUGACCUGAUUGUUCUGGCCCGCUACAUGCAAGUCCUGACUCCUGGUCUUUGCGAAGCCAUGUCUGGAAAAAUCAUCAACAUCCACCACAGUUUCUUGCCUUCGUUCAAGGGCGCCAAGCCUUACCACCAGGCCUACGAGCGUGGUGUCAAGAUUACCGGUGCCACUGCUCACUUUGUCACUGCCGAUUUGGAUGAGGGUCCCAUCAUUGAGCAGAGAAUCGCUCGUGUCAACCACGCCAUGUCGCCCAAGGACCUUGUCGAGGAGGGAGCCAACGUCGAGGCUCAGGUCUUGGCUGCUGCCGUCAAGUGGUGGUCAGAGGAGAAGGUCUUCCUCAACGGCACCAAGACUGUUGUUUUCAACUAG
Messenger RNA from Aureobasidium melanogenum CBS 110374, 855 nucleotides. RefSeq names its product formyl transferase. Lineage: Eukaryota; Fungi; Ascomycota; Dothideomycetes; Dothideales; Saccotheciaceae. Gene Ontology annotation, molecular function: formyltetrahydrofolate deformylase activity. The transcript has a single exon. The coding region runs from base 1 to 855 and encodes 284 amino acids. The record is from RefSeq and is a predicted model, not a curated record. Gene Ontology annotation, biological process: 'de novo' IMP biosynthetic process.